AUGACGUUUCCUACACGAUCAUCCUCUGGACUUCACUACCCUCCGGUCGGGGGUAGUGUCAACAAUGACGACAACGCAAACUCAGAGGAAACUUGCAAGGUCCAUAUAACGCCACAAACAGAAGAGGCUGUCUCGGGAAUAUACAGGUCCAUCACAAGGCAAUCAGAGGCAUCGGACGACGGAGACUCUUCAUCUACCGAAUUGGAAGAGUAUUUGCGCAAGGAGCAGCAGAACACCACGCGGCCAUUGCCUCUCAGCGUCUGCUUCAAGAACCUCUCAACCUAUGGUCGCCCAGGAGGCUCGGUGCCAGUCAAAACGCUAAGGCAUGCCAUCUGGCGGACACUAACUUUCCAGGAUGUCUAUGAAUGGACCCUGAAGAGAUACAUGUCACCCGCCAAAGUAGAAGACGGCCAUGCCCUGAUCAGAGAUUUUUCUGGCGUGGUAAGAAAUGGCGAAAUGAUGCUUGUUCUCGGAAACCCUGGCUCAGGAUGCAGCACGUUCUUGCGCACCUUAGGCAACGAUCACUCAUCGUUCCUGGGAGUGGGCGGAUUAUUGAGCUACUCGGGUCUGUCCCCACAAGAAAUCUCCAAGCAUUUCCGAGGACUUGUCACAUAUGUGCCAGAAGAAGACAUUCAUCUCCCGACACUCACCGUGCGCCAAACCCUCGAGUUUGCAUUGCAGAAUAAGACCCCGAAGCGAUGGACCCACCGAACCGCCCAGUUUGUGCAGGAGUUCGGCAAAGCAUUUGGCAUGUCCCACGUCAUGGACACUCUGGUAGGCAAUGAAUUCAUCCGGGGGGUGUCGGGUGGAGAAAGAAAGCGUGUUUCGAUCCUCGAAUCACUGGCAUCGGAUGCAUCAGUGAACUGCUGGGACGGGUCAACUCGUGGCCUUGAUGCCGCCUCUGCCCUUGAUUUCAUCAGGUCCUUGAGAAUCAUGACAGAUGCCUGCCAAAGAGCUACAGUCGUAUCUCUCUAUCAGGCAUCAGACGCGAUUUACAAGCUGAUGGACAAGGUCGUGCUCAUUGACGAGGGCAGGAUGUUGUACAACGGCCCAGCGCAGCAAGCAGAAGCAUACUUCAACGAGCUGGGAUAUCUCCGUCUCCCACGACAGACCAUGAGCGACUUCUUGACCAGUGUCACGACCGGUGAUCCCGCUGUCAUUCGCGACAACAACGCUAGCUUGCCGCGCGGUGCCAUCAACCUCGAGCAAGUCUUCCGAUCGAGCCAGGCCUUCAGGGACGUCGAGGCCGAAAUCCAACGGUACGAACUUGACUUGAGGAAGUCUUCCGAGAAAUCUGCCCCGACUCAAGCCGAGAAAAGCACUUCUUUUACUGUUCCCACGAAGCAGAAGAUCCACCAGCACUCGAAGGACAACAAAUCCAGAUUUGUCUCCUCGGAAUCUCCUUACCACACGUCACUCUUCCGCCAGGUCAUUCUCUGUUCCAAACGCGAGUACUGGCAGCUCGUGGGCCACCUGAAUCCUUUCAUUUUCAAGAUGAUUUGUGUCAUCGUGUGCAGCUUUCUCCUGUCUUCCAUGUUUUACAACAUGCCUAAUGACACAGGAGGUGUAUACUCUCGAGGAGGAUUUACUUUCUAUUCUGCUGCUGUCAUUGCUUGGUUCCAAAUGUCCGAGAUGGAGAUAUCGUUCCGUGACAGGAUCAUCGUCAGUCGCCAUAAAAGGUUCGCCAUGGUGCGACCGAGUGCGGUGGUUGUCGGCAAGGCUUUGUUGGACAUUCCAUCGCUUCUAUUGCUUUCCAUCAUAUAUUCGACCAUUUCCUACUUUAUUGCCGGCAUGAGAAUGGAGCCUGGUGCAUUCUUCAUCUUUUUGGCUGCGGUAUUUUUGUGCGCCUAUGCAUUCACCGCCGGGUUCCGGGUAUUCAGUGCUGUUUCGCCGAGUCUUGAGGUUGUGUUCAGAUAUGCAGGUGUAUACCUCCAGAUUGGCAUCGCCUGUGGUGGCUAUGUGAGGCCGCUUGAAAGUCUAAUAUCUGAUGUACCUUGGGUUGGUUGGCUAGCAUACUUGACACCCGUGCCUUACACGUUUGACAUUCUUAUGUCUGCCGAGUUUCAGGGACGGAGCUUCCCGUGCAAUCUAGAUUCACUGAUACCCCACGGGCCAAGCUACGACAAUCCUGAAUUUCAGAGCUGUGCCUCUACAGGAGCCUCUCGCACCGGUGUUCAGGGUGACGACUAUCUUCAAGGUCAAUUCGGCUUCGGUGCCCAGAAUUUCGGGCGCAAUUUUGGCAUUCUAAUUGGGUUCGCUCUUGGUUUCUUGCUUUUCAACAUGUGGUUGGUGGAAAGCCUCGACUGGGCUCAGAAUGGAGGCGCACUUCACGAGUUUGCCUCCUCUAAGAAGAGACGGCAUAUCACGGAGAAAAUCGACGAGGAGAGCACCGAAGAUUUCCGCGUCGAGGAAGAGCCAUCGUCUCAGGAGGAGGCUCCGGAAAAGCUCCACCAUUCUGGGGCCACCUUUUCUUGGCACAACCUCAACUACAGUGUCCCACACAAACAUGGGGAGAAGCAACUGCUGCGAAAUGUUUCGGGAUUUUGCGAGCCUGGCAACUUGACUGCACUUGUUGGGGCCUCUGGUGCUGGCAAGAGUACUCUGCUCACUGUGCUUACCCAGCAAGGACAGGGCAAGCUCUCUGGUGACAUGACUGUGGACGGCCAACCAGUUGGGCCCGCCUUUGGAAGAACAAUAGGCUAUUGCCAGCAGAUGGACAUCCAUAUUGACACAAGCACUGUUAGGGAGGCUUUCGAAUUCUCUGCACUUCUAAGGCAGAGCCAGGAAACCCCCGACGGAGAGAAGCUAGCAUACGUCCACAAGGUGCUCAAGAUCCUCGGUAUGACUGAACUGCAAAACGUGGUCAUUCGUUCGCUGUCAUUGGAGCAGAAGAAGCGCACAACUAUCGGUGUCGAACUGUGUGCAAAGCCUAGCCUUCUAUUGUUCCUGGACGAGCCAACGAGCGGCCUUGAUUCGCAAGGCGCCAUGAAUAUUAUCAGGCUUCUGAGGCGACUCGCAAAUGCUGGUCAAGCCAUUGUUUGCACCAUCCAUCAAGCAAACCAAGAGCAAUUCGACAACUUCGAUCGAGUUUUGGCUCUUGAGAAGGGAGGCAGCGUGUACUACUUCGGUGCGGUGGCAAACGUCAUCCCUUACUUUUCUAGGCACGGUGUCGAUGUCCCAGCGGAGAAGAACGUGGCAGAUCUCUUAAUCGAGGUUGCUGCACGCAAAUCACCGGCCGAGACCCUUCCCAGUUGGUCAAGCUUAUGGGCUGACUCACCCGAGGCCUGUCGAGUCAACGAGAAGGUCGAGAAGAUAAUGAGUCUGAAACCUCAAUCCUCAAGUGGCCGGGCGGCACCUGGCAAAUCCUCCAUCGAACAAGAAUACGCCUCGUCAACUGUGACGCAGAUUUCUCUGUUGACCACGAGAACUUUCAAGCAAUACUGGCGCGCGCCUAAUUACAUCUACUCCCGACUUUACGCUUCCGUCAUCCAUGCCGCUCUUAAUGGCCUGAUCUUCUUACAAGUCAACAACGCAGUUGCGGGGAUGCAAUAUCGCAUUUUCUCGUGCUUCCUGGUGCUGAUGCUUGUGCCCGAAUUCAUCAACGCGUGCGCCUUGAUGUUCGACGAGAACAGAAACGUCUUUCUUGGACGCGAAUACCCGAGCAGAAUCUACGGCUGGGUUGCCUUCUCCACAGCAAACAUCCUUGCCGAAAUUCCUUACGCACUGAUUGGAGCAGUCAUAUUUUACUUGCUCUUCUACCUCCCCGUCGGUUUACCAUUGGGCGUCCCUGCAGUAUACACAUUCAUGAUGAUUGUUAUGUUCCACCUCUUCAUCACGAGCUGGGGCCAAUGGAUCGCUGCCUUGAGCAGUGAUGCUUCAAUGGCGGCAAGCGUCAUGCCCUUCUUCGUCAUCGUCUGUGAGCUCUUCAACGGCGUUCUGCAGCCUCGGGGGCUCAUGCCGGCCGUUUGGCGAUACACAACUUACUACCUCGGACCAUUCACAUACUGGAUUUCAGGAAUUGUCACGAUGAUCUUGCCACAACUGGCAGUGCGGUGCGCUGAAUCUGAGCUGGUUCGGUUCACCCCGCCCUUGAAUACAACCUGCGGCGACUAUGCUGAGGCAUGGUUGGAGGGAGCGAACGGUUAUCUAGCAAACCCAGAUGCUACAUUUGAGUGUGGAUACUGUCUGUACGCCUCGGGAGAAGAAUAUCUUUCGAACCUUGAGCUCAACAGCUCCGUAGCCUGGCCUUACUUCGGGAUAUUUGCCCUAUUCGUUGUGACUAAUUAUCUUUUGGUCUACCUCUGGGUUUACAUCAAGUCUGUCAGGAAUUGGCUACCGUGGUGA
Diaporthe batatas is the source of this 4344-nucleotide messenger RNA. RefSeq lists its product as uncharacterized. The transcript is spliced from 7 exons. Gene Ontology annotation, cellular component: membrane. Gene Ontology annotation, biological process: transmembrane transport. The record is from RefSeq and is a predicted model, not a curated record. Lineage: Eukaryota; Fungi; Ascomycota; Sordariomycetes; Diaporthales; Diaporthaceae. Gene Ontology annotation, molecular function: ATP binding; ATP hydrolysis activity; ABC-type transporter activity. The coding region runs from base 1 to 4344 and encodes 1447 amino acids.